AUGAGUCCGUUUUCUUCUUCUAAUUCGUCUCAUCUGACUUCGGGAACUACUCACAGGGGAGUUCCGAGUAGGUGUUGGUGUGGUAACGAAAUAACAAUGUUCACUUCGAAAACAGAUGAGAAUCCGUAUCGAAGAUUCUACAGAUGCGUGCAGGGCGUGAAGGAUAAAAAGGAGAAACACAUGUUCCGUUGGGUUGAUGAUGCUCUUUUAGAGGAGAUAAGAAUGAUUGAAAACAAACAUAAGCAGCUCUUAGAAGAUGUCAAUGUUCUAAGAAAGAUGGUGGUGGACAAUGUCGAGGUCCAAAACAAGUUGAUGCAGGAGAUGAAACAACAGAUGAACAAGGAGAUGAAUGAGAUCAUUCAGCAAGAGCUAACGGAUACAAAGGAGAGUUUGGAAAAGUCGAACAUGAAGACAGUUUGCAUACUUGUUGUUGUGGCAGCUUCAAUCUUAUGGUUGUGUGGAAAUGUUGUAUGA
Camelina sativa (false flax) is the source of this 474-nucleotide messenger RNA. The record is from RefSeq and is a predicted model, not a curated record. Lineage: Eukaryota; Viridiplantae; Streptophyta; Magnoliopsida; Brassicales; Brassicaceae.